Molecule: messenger RNA, 703 nt
Organism: Cornus florida
Lineage: Eukaryota; Viridiplantae; Streptophyta; Magnoliopsida; Cornales; Cornaceae
Exons: 3
Coding region: 185-541 (118 amino acids)
Biological process (GO): ribosomal large subunit assembly; translation
Cellular component (GO): ribosome
Molecular function (GO): rRNA binding; structural constituent of ribosome
Source: RefSeq, a predicted model, not a curated record
UCUCCUGAAUCGACCAAAUCCAUUUCACCUUCAUCAACCAUUCACAGAGAAUCCCUAAACACAGUCACCGGAAGGUUUGAAACCCUAGCCAUUAGUCUCUCUCUCUAGAACUCAUUUGAGCUUUGAUUCGAACCCAGGGACGCUCCAGAACAAAUUUCAUCAAUUUACAGAGAGAGAGUCCAAGAUGAACAAGAAGGAGAUUUUCAAGCUAGCGAAGGGUUUCAGAGGGAGGGCAAAGAACUGCAUUAGGAUCGCAAGAGAGAGGGUUGAGAAGGCCCUUCAGUACUCGUACAGAGACCGUCGCAACAAGAAGCGUGACAUGCGCUCCCUCUGGAUUGAACGCAUCAACGCCGGCUCUCGCCAACACGGAGUUAAUUAUGGCAACUUCAUGCACGGGCUGAUGAAGGAGAACAUUCAACUUAACAGGAAAGUUCUGUCAGAGCUCUCUAUGCACGAACCAUAUAGCUUCAAGGCCCUGGUGGACGUCUCUCGCAGCGCCUUCCCUGGGAACAAGGUGAUACCUCCCAAGAAUGUAGGAUGAAUUGGAGGGCAUAAGUUUUAGAAUGAUUAUCUUUUUCACUGAGCUGAUUUAGAUACAUUUUUAUGUUUUUCUGACUUGUCUUAAAAAUGUUUAAACUUUUGAGUAUGUUGACAUGUGGGACAUGUUUUAUAAUGAAAUAGACCAAGCUAUAUCUUUCUGUCA